AUGCGCAGUAAGUUAUUCGAGCUUUUCGAUACCGAUAACAACGGGUUGUUUGAUUUCGCGGAGUAUUUAUUCUUUAUGACGCUGUUGAAGACGGAUCGGAAGCAAGCGACGUCGACGUUUCACAGGUACGACGUCGAUGGCUCCGGUGCUUUAGACGUUGAAGAGUUCACGGCGAUGAUGAAGGAUAUGCGCACGCAAGUCAAGCACGCAACUGGUAUGCGUACGGGCUUGGACACGGGGGUCGCCAGAGUGGACGAAGUCGGCGAAGGCUUGUUGGAUUAUUUGUUUGGCCCGAAGCGCAACAAGAGAUUAAAGUUGAAGCACUUUCACUCGUUUCUUCAAACUCUUCGCUGGGAAAUGGAUGACCUAGAAUUCAAGCAUUACGACUAUCACAACGUGGGCUCCAUUACCCCGCGAGACUUUGGAUACGCCCUCGUCGCGGGCUCGAAGGUGGACCACCUCGCGACGUUUUUGCAAAAAGUCAAGGAACUUCCGGGGCGCGAGGCUAAGAAUCGAGUCAGCCGCGCGGAGUUCCUAGCCUUUGCUCGCAUUGCAAAACACGGUGAUGGGGCGUUCCAGGCCGAGAUGAAGGAAAUCUCCGAUUCCGGCGCGCCCAUCACCAGAGAAAAGUUUAGAAAAAUCGCCAAGCGCACCGCCGGCGUCAACCUCAGUCGCGAAGUCGCCAAAAUCGUCUUCGACAUUUUUGACGUCGAUGGCGAUGACUCGUUAUCUUACGAUGAGUUCUUCAACGCGAUCAUCACUUGGAAGUAG
Molecule: messenger RNA, 771 nt
Organism: Ostreococcus lucimarinus CCE9901
Lineage: Eukaryota; Viridiplantae; Chlorophyta; Mamiellophyceae; Mamiellales; Bathycoccaceae
Exons: 1
Coding region: 1-771 (256 amino acids)
Biological process (GO): mitochondrial calcium ion homeostasis; calcium import into the mitochondrion
Cellular component (GO): uniplex complex
Molecular function (GO): calcium ion binding
Source: RefSeq, a predicted model, not a curated record